AUGUCCGCUCGGGAGUUUCAGGAAUUGGGUAGGCCUGAAGCGGGCGGGCGGGCGUCGAGGUUGGGUCGCGCAGUCGCCGACAGGAGAUACGGGGACGGGAUGAAUGACUGGCGAGUCGGGGCUGCGUUUGCUUGGCUCUUGGCUCGGAGGAUUCCGAUGGUGAGGAUGCCGCGUCUACUGCUUCUACUGGCUAUUCAGAUCGGAGGGUAUGUCACUCUGCUUGCUUUCCCAUACGAUGAUAUCGUACUUACGUCUGACAGUCCCAGCCCCGGGCGGACAAAUGGCACGCAAAAGCAUGGAUGGGUACCGAGUAGACUAGCAGUCGCGUGGGGUGGGACUACACUAGGCAACCCGAAUUGCCUAUCAGCACACCCGACAGAAGUCCCGAGUGAUUCUACGGGAGAUGAUACAUCGGGUCCCGGUCCAUGCCACGGGGCAAGCUACAACGAUGAUCGACUGAGGGGACCAGAGAGGGGACUGUGGACGAUGAGCCCAUCACUGGAGCUAAAAAUUGUCAACGGUCACGGGCGUGCACCAAUCAUGGGUUUGCCUGUCGCCUGUUUGUUGCAGGGACCAAUGGCCAGGCGCCAUUACCUAACAUUUAUUGUCCAGACAGCCCUAAUUCGACGUCCGCUGCAGAUGCACGGUCAUGAGUCCGUCCCAGAUCAUUCUUUCGAUCCGGAGAAUCAUACCGAGGCGACGGGAACGGAUGUUGUUGCCGCUGGUAUGCUGUUCCGGUUGGUGAUGGGCCGUAAUGGGAGUGACCACCCUUUCUUAACCUUAUUGAAUGUCGGCGUCGAAACCAGGCCUAUUCCUACUUCGGCCCCGACCUUUCGGGAUCCCGGUGUUUCAUGCGCCCGUUCUUCGAGAAGCCUACAUGAUUUCGUUGACCGCUGCAAGCUGACGAGGAAUCCGGGGGCUAAAUCACGUCAGCCACCUGACCUAUAUGAGCUCGACUUUUGGAGCUUCUUGUUCACUGUAUCCGAGUAG
Aspergillus niger is the source of this 990-nucleotide messenger RNA. RefSeq lists its product as hypothetical. The transcript is spliced from 7 exons. The record is from RefSeq and is a predicted model, not a curated record. The coding region runs from base 1 to 990 and encodes 329 amino acids. NCBI's taxonomy places the organism in Eukaryota, Fungi, Ascomycota, Eurotiomycetes, Eurotiales, Aspergillaceae.